Messenger RNA from Salmo salar (Atlantic salmon), 5787 nucleotides. Its product is annotated as carbohydrate sulfotransferase 15. Gene Ontology annotation, molecular function: N-acetylgalactosamine 4-sulfate 6-O-sulfotransferase activity. Gene Ontology annotation, biological process: hexose biosynthetic process. NCBI's taxonomy places the organism in Eukaryota, Metazoa, Chordata, Actinopteri, Salmoniformes, Salmonidae. The record is from RefSeq and is a predicted model, not a curated record.
CACUUCCACACUUCAGACUCUUGCAGCUCGGUAAAAAUAAUCUGGAGGAGAGACGAGAUGCUACAUAGGUUAUUGCUUUCCGGUAUCCUUGGGAUGUCCAUAGCCUAAACCCUAACCUCAACUGUUACCUUAAUUUAACCCUUUUGAAUUUGAAUUUCAAUAUAGUGACGUCAGAGUGUGGACAUCCGAAGGAUCCCAUUUAGAUCCUUGCUUGAUAGUCACUGAACGCCCGCGCUAUACAACCAGUGUUUGAUAGAGUGCCAUUCAAAAGAACGCAGUUGUGAAUUCAUUAUAAUGUGCCUGUCUAAACUCGUAUACCUUACCUUAUUGAGACAAAACGGAGUUCAUUUUGUAUUACUAGAAUGGAUAUGGAAUGUUCAUGAAGAGCGCGCAAAGAAGUCGCGUUGAUUGAUUCAUCCGAUCUUGAACAAAUCAAGCCUACAAUUCGGAUGUUUGAUGCUGGCUCUGGCAGACAAUAACUUUCCAUGGGUUUUACAGAGAGAGGACAGGGGACCCUCUCCAUCAGCAACACCAAGAUCAAGACCAGGAGAAGAACACAUUCAGCUGAGACCUUCAGGGGAGCGUUAUCCGACAAGAACUCACACUCUACUAUGAGCUGCAUGUGAGGUUGUCAUGAGUAAUUGGGCUGAAGUCACCCUUGCUAGUGGAGGAAGAAGAAUUCAUCUGAGAUGACUCAUGUUCGAUUGCCCCUAAAUGAACCCUCAUCCUGGAAUAAUACUUAGCACCUGGUCAGGAAACAGCUGUGAGCUGUCUAUUACAAAGUCCAGGGCCCCCCAAAACACUACACCAUUGAAGGGGAAAAACGAAUCACAGAUUAAUUGAGAAUUGCCGUGUCCAAAAGUUUCCUCUGUUUUAAGCACCAUAUGUGGUGUUACAGUACCUGGUGUGCCUACAGCAACAUUUGGAGCAGUCAUGAUAGAUGAACCCUCCACUGCUCCUCCACACACCUCCAUCCCACAAUAGAUGUGCCUUGACGGCAGAUGUGCCUCGAAGUCCCUCCCCUCUGACAUCCCCAUCCCCCUCCACACAGCCCUGUUCCAUCCGGUCUACAGCAUGUCUCUCACAGACUACAAACAUGGUGCAAUUCCUCAAAUGGACUACACAUAUGGCCCACCCUGCCCUAUGUAAGUUGAGAACUACAGGAAGAGACGCACAAUGCCCUGUUUGGACGAUGGGGAUAACAGCCGCAGAGGCCUGCCCAGUGUCCUAGAGUUGAGGCGAGUUCCUCAAUGGUCAUUGGGGCCCCUGAGGAGUGUCAGAAAGGUCAAGGUUAUCAGCUUCCUGCUAGGAUUGACAUUGACCUUCCUCAUCAUGGCUUCUUACAUCUUAACCUGGGAUAAAAAGGGUCUGAUGCUGACCCUGUCACCGUUCCACCUCAGGACUAUAGUCAACCCAAGCAGCACCCUCUCCCAUAACCUGUCUUCUACCAAGGACUAUGCCAACAUUAAGCUCCUGGUGAAGUGCAUUACAUCUAAGCUUGAGUUCAGCCCAAGGAAGCUGCCUCCUCUGAAGGACGUUGUCAAUACGGACUCUCAUUUGUUUUCCGUUAUUCCUCAUCAGUUCCUGCCCAAUAUCAAGAGUCCAUGCUGGUAUGAGGAGCUCUCUGGGAAAACCAAAUUGGAUCCUUACAGUAAGAACUUGUAUGCAGUUCGCUCUAAGAGUUUCCGGACUGUCUGUGACUACCUAAGGAAACAUUUCCAGGAACACUUGUACCACAGUGACGACAACAAGCAAUAUCGCCUGCGCUGUCUGCCAUAUUUCUACAUCAUUGGCCAGCCCAAAUGUGGCACAACGGACCUGUUUCACAGACUGCUGCUACACCCGGAGGUCAAGUUCACCACCAUGAAAGAGCCCCACUGGUGGACAAGGAAAAGGUUUGGUAUCAUCCAUCUUAAAGAUGGCCUCCUAGAACGCUUCCCUGUGGAGGAUUACCUGGACCUGUUUGAACUGGCUGCCUACCACAUCCAGGAGGGAAUACUGGGGAAUACCUCUGGAGACCACAGCCAGCGACACAUUAUUACAGGUGAAGCAAGCGCAUCCACAAUGUGGGACAACCAAGCCUGGAGCUAUCUCUAUAACUACCGGGCAGAUGGGGAGCCUCCUUUCCUGGCCCAGGACUUCAUCCACGCAGUUCAGCCCAACGCUAAAAUCAUUGUCAUGCUCAGAGACCCAGUAGAGAGGUUAUAUUCAGACUACCUGUACUUCAACAUGGCUAACAAGUCUGUGGAGGACUUUGACCUGAGGGUCUCAGAAUCCCUACAGCUGUUUGAGGCUUGUUUAGCAGAAAACUCUGUACGUUCCUGUGUCUACAACACUAGCCUCUCCAAUGCCAUGACGGUCAGACUGAACCUAGGUCUGUAUAUUGUCUUCCUGCUGGACUGGUUGACUGUCUUCCAUAGAGAUCAGAUCCUAGUUCUGCAGUUAGAAGAUUACGCUGCCAAUCUGAGACUCACCAUACAUAAAGUGUUUGACUUCCUAAAUGUGGGGCCUUCAUCUGAGCAGACGGAGGCAGCUCUCACCAAGAGGCCCAUGUCCAACACACGGAGGGCAGCAGACAGGAGCCUGGGCCCCAUGCUACCCAGCACCAGGGACCUCCUCAGGGAGUUCCACCAGCCAUUCAACCACAAACUGGCCACAAUCCUGGACAACAAGGCCUUCCACUGGACAGAGACAUAAGGAAUGGCUCCAUCUCAGAUGGAUACAGACCUGAGGAAUCCUGUACUAAAUCCCCCAUGGUCAUUUGAGUCCUAUGAGAUGAACUGUCAAGUGGGAUAAGCCAUGGACAUGAAUUAAGUCACAAUGGGAGAACAUAUAGUCAGUAAAAUGUCUGAGGUGCUCUGAAGACCUGAACAAUGCAUCUGUCUAGUGCUUGAAGUUUUUCCUUUUGUUUGCCUUUCGUGAUGAUGGUGGUGCCCUUAUACUGUAUGUUGGAGAAUAGUUUGCUUUUUGUAGGAGACUCCUGGAAACUGACUGGGGUAGAGCCUGGUGGACUACUCCCUCUAGUGGGAAAGCUUUAACACGACAAAUAUUGAGAGUAAAAAGAGAGCCUUCACAUGCUAAUGAUUGAUCAUUUUGAUAUACUGUUUGCCACUGGGUAUUUCCCUCUCAAUCAUUGUGAAACCAUUAUGUAAGAAACAAUAUGGGAGCAAACAGCACAAUGGAUUUUAUCAUGAUGUUGCCUUCAAUUGUCUUAUAAAACAAACAUGAAACACCCUGUCUUCAACGCCAUACACUCUAUUCAAUUAAGUAAAGGGCGAAGAAGUGACCACAUGGUCAUAACCUGCUUUUUUAAUGUGAAAUAUGUUGAUGCCAUUCUACACUGGCCUAGACACACAAUGGACAAAUCCUCACACCAGAGGGCAACAGAACCACAGAGACACGCUAUGGAAUCUCAUUUCCCGCCAAUGCAAGUCUAUCUUCUCACCAAAGACUGGCAUAUUUGUUUCCAACUUAUAUUUUCCGGUAGUUUUCUUGUUUGUACACGCUCUGCACAUGGACACAUUUUACCUAAACUCAAGCGUCAAGCCUAACUUGCCUGACGGGCCGCCCCGAGGUGGUGAGGGUAGGCGACAACACAACCGCCACGCUGACCCUCAACAUGGGGGACCCUUAGAGGUGCAUGCUUAGUCCCCUCCUCUACUCCCUGUUCACCCACGACUGUGUGGCCGCACAUGACUCCAACACCAUCGUUAAGUUUGCCGAUGACACGACGGUGUUAGGCCUGAUCACCGACGAUGAUGAGACCGCCUAUAGGGAGGAGGUCAGAGACCUGGCAGUGUGGUACCAGGACAACAACCUCUCAUCUUGGAGCACCAAGUCUGGGAGCUAAAGGCUCCUGAACAGCUUCUACCCCCAAGCCAUAAGACUCCUGAACAGCUUCUACCCCCAAGCCAUAAGACUCCUGAACAGCUUCUACCCCCAAGCCAUAAGACUCCUGAACAGCUUCUACCCCCAAGCCAUAAGACUCCUGAACAGUUAGUCAAAUGACUAGCAGGACUAUUUGCGUUGACCCCCUUUUUUUUUUGCACUGACUCUCUUGCACUGGCUCUAUGCACACUCACUGGACUCACACACACUACACUGACACUCCCUCCAACACACAAGCUCACACACACAAAACACAUGCAUAUUGGCGCCACACGCGCACACACACACACAAACUAACACAUAGAAACACUUUCACACUCUUCACAUACGCUGCUGCUACUCUGUUUAUUAUCUAUCAUGAUUGUCGAGUCACUUUUACCCCAGCCUACAUAUACAUAUUACCUCACCUCAACUAUCUUGUACCCCUGCACAUUCGGUACUGGUACCUAUUGUAUAUAGCCUUGUUAUUGUUAUUGUAUUGUGUUACUAUUGCCCAUUUUUAUUUAGCAAAUUGUUCUUACUUUUUAACUCUGCAUUGUUGGGAAAGGGCUUGUAAGUAAGCAUUUUAUGGUGAAGUCUACACCUGUUGUAUUCGAGCGCAUGUGACAAAUAAAAUGUAUUUGAUUUGAUAACUUACCAGCCACCCACUUGAAUCUGUAGUCAAUUUUUUAUGUGUCUCAGCACAGGUUGACGUGUUUGACUCAAAUCACACCCUACACUGAGUAUACAAAGCAUUAGGAACACCUGCUCUUUCCAUGACAUAUACUGACCAGGUGAAUUAGUUUUGUGGCAAACAGUUUUGUGGCAAACUGAACUUCUGGCAAACAAUUCUGGGAAACUUGUGGCGAACAUUCUACUGUUUGCUGCAAACUCAUUAUGAAUAUGCAAAUUAAAUUAUAUCUUUGGUUACUUUGUAUAUUAACCAAAAUAAAAUGCCUUUUCUACAUAAACCAAAUAAAAUAUAACUUUAAAUGAACUUCCUUCUCACAGAGAAAACCUACUUAAUAUACAAAAUACUAAACAACAUGUAUUCAAUGUAUUAACGGAUACAAAUAAAUCCAAUACAUCUUUCUUAUCUCACAUUGAAAACAUUAUGCCAAGUGCUACAAUAUUAACUUUGAAAUCAUCAGCAUGCUAAUGAAGAAAAGAGCAAAGACUGAAUAUUUCUCAAAUAAAUUGUUUCAUAUUUUCAUGUAUAGUAGCUAUAACAUUUACAUGUGAGAAAUGUGAACACUAUGGGGAUGUUGACCUUAGGAUGUUUAAAGGGGCAACUACAGAAAUGAUGUGAGCCAAGUGAUAACUGAGCAAUGAGCUUUGAAACCCAGUUCAGAGCUAUUGACUUUCUGAGUGAACAUUGGAGAUUGCGGACCUGUGGAAGUCCUUCUUCUGAAGCUUGUUGAAUACAUGCACUUAAACAAUCAGAAAAUACAAAACAAAAGCGUCAUUAAGAUACUGAGAACAUUUUAUAUUUUGCCAUCUUAAAAAGGUAGUGUCACGUCCUGGCCAGUAUAAGGUCAAUUGGUAUUGUAGUUUGGUCAGGACGUGGCAGAGGGUAUUUGUUUUAUGUGGUUCGGGGUGGUGUUUUGGAAAAUAGGGUGUUUGAUUUAGUAUUUCCGGGUUUUUGGGUUAUGGUCUGUGUUUAUGUAUUUCUAUGUGUUAUCUAGUUAGUUGUAUGUCUAUGUUUGGUUAAUUGGGGUGGACUUCCAAUUGAAGGCAGCUGUGUGGUGUUGCCUUUGAUUGGAAGUCCUAUAUUAGUUGGGUGUGUUUGUUUGUCUAAUUGUGGGAGAUUGUUUUUGCAUUGCGUGUUUUGUAGCCUGUAAAACUGUUGCAUAAUCGUUGUUUAUUGUUUUUUGUAUCGUGUUCACGUUAGAGAUUUAUUAAAUUCAAAGAUGAACACGA